GUUUUCACGACAAAAAACAACAUUUUCUUAACCUCUAUUUGUAGUAUUUGUUUAGAACGAGGCUAUGGCUAAUAGAUAUAUAUCCGCGAUGUCCCGGCAGUUAUAAAGCUAUCAGAGAUUUGGAUAUACCAAAUUUAACACUUCCAGGAAUACAUGGCACCAGUGGCGGGAUAUUCUAGUCUAAGAAAAUCGAUAUUCGCACCAAACAGAGUUACGCGCCUUUAAACCAUUGCUUGCAUUACUUGAACGGUGUAAUCAAACUUAUAAUAAUUUAUGCUCGAACAUAGCAUAUGCGUCAUUAUAGGGCUACAUGGGAUUGUAUUCAGAAAAUUCCCUUAGAAUGUCCGCCAUGUUCGUCAAAUAAUAUCCACAUUAUGUAAGACUAAGCUUUCAAAAAAUCUUUUGAAACGUUUGAUAGCCAAACUGGGGUGAAGAGAGUCGACAGAGAGUUGCUGUCUCCAGAUUUUCGUCCAAGUCGCAAGGUUGUGUUAAAGAAAGACAAAUGUUGUUACGGGCCCAAAUGGCGGGUAUCGAGUUCUAUGAUGCCGUAUUAAAUAACGAACUGCAGUUAUUGAAACGUUUAGUGACACAGCACAAGCUUGACCUAAACGCCAAGUUUGUGGAGGUCAGAAAGAAAAACCAUUCUGACCUGUGUCCAGUUCACCUGGCGUCAUAUCGGGGCUACACGUAUAUGCUGCAAUAUCUCAUAGAAUCCAAAUGUGAUGUUAACAGAACGACUACCACACUGAGAAGGACAGCUCUUCAUUUUUCUGUUCUUAGACACAAGAUAGCAUGUAUGUUGUUAUUAAUAGCUGCUGGAGCCAAGCUAGAUGCCAAAGACACCUUUGGCAACUCCCCUUGUCAUUAUGCUGCAGAUGAUGGCUACUGUCAAAUUUUGGAUGUGCUAAUUCGGCGUGGAGUCAAUGUCAACAGCAAGGACAUUACGUCGAAGACACCAUUAAUGAAAGCAGUGCGUAACAACAAGACUGAUGCAGUUCUGCGUUUAUUAAGAGCCAAUUCGGAUUUGAAUAUAACAGAUCGGAAUAGCGAUAUGGCCUUACAUUAUGCGGCAAGAAAUGGUUGUGUGGACAUAAUUGAUAUUUUACUCUCCGCUGGAAGUUUGAUCGAUGUUCAGAAUUAUUGGGGCCGGACCCCUUUGAUGGAAGCUGUGUGUUAUAAUCACCGGGAAGCCAUCGCUCGAUUGAUUGAGGUCAGUUGUGAUUUAAACCGUCGAGAAUUCAAAACGGGCGACACAGCACUACACAUUGCGAUUAAAAGGAACUAUAGUGCUGUUGUUGAUCUUCUGCUGGCUGCAGGAAGUCGUCACGAUAUAUACAACCACCAGGGGGAGACUGCAGCUUACGAUGCUGUAGUAACCAAUAAACUAGACAUCAUUCGAUUGAUGAUUAUUUCUAACUGUGAUAUCGACAUCCCAGCCAAAUACUUCCCCAAUGGUGUAUACAAGUCAAUAUUUCAGCUAGCUGCCGAGAAAGGCCAUUAUGAGAUUUGCCGUUUACUGGCAUCACUAGGGUACGUGGAUUAUGCCGCGCGUGAUAACUUUUAUACAAACUAUACCCCAUCGUCUCGUCCUAAUGAACAGGACGAUCUGAUAAACUUGCUUAGGAGCAGUAUGCAAUCUGUGGUCAAUCUGCAACAGUUGUGUAGAAGAUGCAUCAGAAAAAGAGCCGGGCACAAUCUCUCUGACAAAAUCGAAAUCCUACCCAUGCCCCGAGCACUUAAAGACUUUCUGUUCAUCAAAGAAUUAAGCUGUAAAAAGGCAAAUUAAAUGUUGUGAAGACAUGGAAACAUGACCAAUGAGGACGAAGUGCUGAUUAUACAUUUAAUUUGAAUUAAUUAACUAUGGUUUGUUUUAAUAAUUGUUAUGGUUUUGGGUAAUAUUUUUACGGAAUUCAACGAAUUCCAUUAAAUAUUUACUUCUGAAGAGAUUUUAAUUACUGUUGUCUGUUAAAUACUGGAUAUAGAGGGUUUAAAAGCAUCUUGUUAAGUUAUGUGCAUGUUAAUGGUUGACUAUACCAAGUUGAAGAUUUUAAGCGUUCCGUUCACAGUAGUGUUGGCUAGAAUGUACUAAAGGGGGAGCCUUGGGCCAGAAAUAACUUUGGGAAAAUCUCUGUGUUUUUUGAAACAAAUGCCCCUCUCCUAAUUCUGAAUUAAUGCCCUUGAUUUAGGUCGAGGUACAACAUUCCCAGUACCAUUGCUCCCCCCUCAUCUGAGAUCUUUGGGCCCGAUUAUUUCUGCUGCGGUAAAACUUUUAUCUGAACUAAAUUUGAGUCUAUUGUUUUAAAUAGCACUCUUGAGAAAUGUCUGUAUUACUUAAUUGUGAUAUUUCAUUCUCCAUGUGAAUGAAUAGACAUUCUGGCUCGCUCUAUAAAUUCUAACAUGAGUCCCCUGUCCUAGUGGGAAGCUUAAGCCCCUCCCAUCCCUCCUUCCUCCAUUUUCUCGUGUCCGACCACGCUACUGUUCGUUAAUUAAUGUAAGUAAUGACUGACAUUUAUGAUGUACAUUUUUCAUGCGGGUUUAAAUUUCGUCUCUGGACGACAACACUGAUACUAUGACCUCAUUCAUUAUGUGUUAUAUUAAAUUUAUUUAUUCUCAACAAA
Molecule: messenger RNA, 2618 nt
Organism: Patella vulgata (common limpet)
Lineage: Eukaryota; Metazoa; Mollusca; Gastropoda; Patellidae
Product: ankyrin repeat, PH and SEC7 domain containing protein secG
Exons: 1
Coding region: 503-1786 (427 amino acids)
Biological process (GO): intracellular signal transduction
Molecular function (GO): protein binding
Source: RefSeq, a predicted model, not a curated record